Messenger RNA from Ichthyophthirius multifiliis, 450 nucleotides. RefSeq lists its product as hypothetical. The record is from RefSeq and is a predicted model, not a curated record. NCBI's taxonomy places the organism in Eukaryota, Ciliophora, Oligohymenophorea, Hymenostomatida. Gene Ontology annotation, cellular component: external side of plasma membrane. The transcript has a single exon. Gene Ontology annotation, biological process: DNA damage response.
AUGAGGUAGUUAUUAGAAGAAUUAAAAAAAGAUGAUAAAUUAACAAUUUCUACUAUUGGCUUUUCUAUUUAAAACGAUUAUGAUGAAGUAGAAAAUAAGAUUACUAAAGAAAAAGAGAGAUAAAAUGUAGGAUAUAAAGUUAAAAAUUAAAUUUAAGUUAAAUCUUCUUAAUUAGAAAAGGGCGAAGAAGUGAUUUAAACUGCUAUUGAAAAUGGAUUUAAUACAGUUGAUUUUGUUUAAUACUCUCCUGAUGAUGAAUAAAUAUAAAAAGCUAAAAAAGAUCUAAUAAAUAAAGCAGUUAAAAAUGCUUAAAAAAAUGCACAAUUAAUUUCAAAAGGACUCUAAUAUAACGUUCAUAGUAUAAAAAGUUCUUCUAUUGAAAGUUAAUCAAUAAGAGGAUAGAAAAUGACUGUCAAUGUUAGAGUAGAAUUUAAUAUGAAAUAAGAAUGA